Molecule: messenger RNA, 5757 nt
Organism: Trichoderma breve
Lineage: Eukaryota; Fungi; Ascomycota; Sordariomycetes; Hypocreales; Hypocreaceae
Product: phosphatidylinositol 3- and 4-kinase domain-containing protein
Exons: 4
Coding region: 1-5757 (1918 amino acids)
Biological process (GO): phosphatidylinositol phosphate biosynthetic process; phosphatidylinositol-mediated signaling
Cellular component (GO): plasma membrane; cytoplasm
Molecular function (GO): 1-phosphatidylinositol 4-kinase activity
Source: RefSeq, a predicted model, not a curated record
AUGACGCGCGACACUCGCGCGCGAGCGCUGGAGAAGAUAGCUUCGCUCUCGGCGACGGGCCCCGCGACUUCAUUUGAGAAAUCAGAUCUCGACCGACUGUGCAAAGCGUGCCAUUCAGGAGCAAGAGGAGGCGAACAUGGCCAGGCCGGGCAUAACUCAAAGCCGAAUGGCUCUCUGGGAAGAGUCCCCAUGUCAAUUCGCGAGUUUGAAGUCCUCCUCGCCUUAUGCAAGACCGCGCCGAACAUCCAAUCCAGCCAAAGUGCUCAGAAGCUCUCUUAUCGAUUGAUCCCUUACAUACUCGACAUCCAUACCCAAGUUUUUGUGUCAUCGCCCUUCUUUCGCAAGAUCGAGCCAUCCCCGACGGAGUCGCUGGCCUUCCACGUUACGGCUGCCCUAUUGUCGCUUGGGAACAACUACCACGAACUUCACGACGACAUCUCCAAUGGCAUCUGGCACUUCGCCAACGAUUGUAAUAAGGUGGCUGAAAAUGUCGUCUCGCCACACGUCGGCGAUCCUGAGAACCCCCAUCUGGACGACGCGAUCCGGACCGCGACCAUUGCGCUGGCUCUCGUUGGUUUCCUCGAUGCCAUGUCUGCCCAGGCAGAUUUCUGGAGAGUGGACGGCCGAUUAUUCCUUAUACAAAAGAUUCGUCAGCUUCUCUCAGAACCAUUCCUGGUUGCAGUUGAGACUGCCAUCUCUACCAUCCGUAACUCCCUCAGCCAAGAUCGGGACGUGAAGGAGUGGAAGAGGCAUCUGCGUCAUUAUGCUGCCUCGGGGAGACCUCUUGGAGCAAUGCUGCUGCAACGCAGUUUUAUGUGGCUGGUGCUGGCGAGCAGCUCCUUGAUGGUUGCAGAUGGAACACGCCUUCGGACUACACACAUCUUGGACAUCCUCAUGUCGAAAGACGGCAAUCUGAACUCUGGUGAUAUAGUGGUCGAUACCCCGUCUAUCGAGACAUAUACUAGUCUUGCGAUAGAGCAGAUGCAUUACAUUGAGGCGGGUGCCGACUUUGUGCGACUUGGAGCACACUCUCAGCAACAGCUUGCCUUUGCAGUCAAGUCCGCUGCCAUGAUCACGUAUCUGAACUGUGCUCUGCUUAAUGAAGAGAUUGCGGAUGCGGAUAUCCUCACCACUUGGCUCCAGGAGGCACUGGAAGACCCUAUGCAGAUGACUGACGAAACUUUGGCAUCUACUGUUCUACAGUGUCUGGCUCUAAGCUGCCGUAUAGCGCCCUCGUUUUCUUCGACCGUCAGCCGCGUACUUCCACGGUUUCUUGUUCAGACCGUGCCUCAAGGUAACACCGUUGGAGUGGCGUCAAAGAGUUUAGCAUAUGUUCUGAGGCUGCUCUCCAAAGAUGCAGUCAUCAGCACUCUCUAUACCUUGGGCAAUGUGCUAAGCCCGGGCUCCGAUGGAACUAUUACUGGCUUACAAGCUAAUGGCACCGCUGGCGAAGCAAACCUGGCCCCUGUUUAUGUCAACAGACACUCUACCGGAAGCGCCAUUUCUCUUCAGAUGAACGGCGAGGAAGAGACGGCCAUAAUUUACGGCAAUGUUGUUCAGGCGAUAUGCGGCAUUGCGGCAGCAUGUGACGAUGAAAAGAUUACGGCUCUUGCACAGUCCAUGCUUCUGCAGAAAUUGGACAAGGUCAACGUCAGCGUUGAUACCCAGGUUAUAGCUGGUGCAGCUACAUUGGCACUUAGUGGAGGCCAAUUGGAGUUCCGCUCGCUCCUCAAAUUGUACUCGAGGAUAUGCCAUAUCGGCGUAGUAGAGAAAAAGGACUUCCUCUUGGGUUCGGUGAGGAGAGCUCGUGCGCACAUCUCCGCUCGUUUGCGUCGGGAUUCCCCCUUGUUCGACAUCUAUUGGGAACAUUUGCUUGAUAGCAUCAUUUCCCUAGGCGAUGCUCACGCGUCUGGCCAAACCAAAGACUCGGACGUGCAGCUAGCUGCUCAAGAGAUCGGGGAACUGCUUCACCCUCUGGCCGUGUUCAUGGCCAGCAACGAUCUUGCCUCAGAGCCACUGACGAGUGAUGAAUCCAAUGCUCUCCUUAGAGAUGCAUGGUUCAACAUUGUUGUACAUGGCUUUAUGACAACCACCGAGCAUGGCAAGAAGCACAUCGAUGAACUUCGCAUGAUUGCCGUGCACUCUCCCGCCUUGGUAGCGAGCCAGCGUAGCGAGCAGGUUGAGAGUGACAUUGAGCUUAAUACUGUGCUGAGACGAGGACAUAGUAACGAACGAGAGGCAAUGCAGAAGAAGCUUCUUAGCGAGCUCGUACCAUCAAAGGCAGCUGACAUUAAGAGCCUUAGCUACCGAAAGGUUAUCUUCCUUCAAGCCGCUUACCUGGUUGAGAGUCUCCGGGCGGACGCAGGCGAUUGCACCAAGGCAUUGACCUACUUUUUGGAGCCUGCCAUGCGAAAGGGCGAUGUGAGCAGCACUAUGGAGGGCAUCGCUGCGGCUGUCGUGGACAAGUAUUUGAGAAAGACACUCGCGGGCAUUGACCCGAGCUUCUCCUCCCAAUACGCCGCUACACAGCUUGUUUCCAUCUUCUGUAACUGCUGCCAUCGCAUCGAGCGUGUCCAGCAGGCUGCAUUUGCUUGCGCAGACCGUAUCAUCAGGGAUGUUCCUUCGGCCUUGUGCCACAGAACUUCUCUGUUCGCUUUACUAGAGCUCCUCUCUCUCUUGUGGACAAGUUGUCUUGAGGCCGAGACUGAUAUCUACACACCACGUUCGAUAUUUACUUCCAAGCUUGGUGAUGUGACACUCGAGCUAUCCGAUGACUAUGAUUUCCGUCGCUGGACCCUGGACAUCCUUAACCGCAAGGCCAAGGCGUGGGUCACCGCUGCUAUCAAUCUGGCGCCGUUAGAUGUGAAGGGCCUUCUCCAGACAUACUUGUCGGAAUUUGAAGACGAUGGUGCAUACGGUCAUGUUUCUCUUGGCCGAUCUUUCGCCCUGGAAGUUGGGUCCAUCAUUCCUUCAACGGAUAGCAGGCUGCAAUCUCUCGACCGUGUCGGAGACACUGCUCUCAACACAGCCUCUGAUUUAAUCGCUCAGUAUACUACUCGUCAAGAAUACCGCUACGGCGAAACACUUCCAGAUCGCGGGUCUGAGUUGAUAACCUUUAUGAACCUGAACCGACGGUCGUCGUUUGUUCAGUCCACAGUGAUAGAGAGUGCUAAUGCGGCCACCGCUUUGGCUCAUAUCGAGGCACGGAUUUUGAGCAAAAAGUCUACUUCUUUGAACGAGGUACGCGAGAUCCUCAGACGAGCAGCUGCCCUUUUAUGCCGCGGUGGAAAAGAUGAAUCAGCUGUUGCUCGCUACCUAGUGAACAUUCCCUUCGCCCUGUUCACAAAGCAGUCGAUCAAGCUGGGCGUCUCGCUGUGGCUUGGUGUAAUGAACGAAAACCCGCAGCUGGAGCCCAAACUUCUUAAUUCUAUUGCCCAGCAGUGGGAGUUAAGCAUUUCUCGCAAGGAAGAGUUCGCGCCAAGCGAGCUGGAAAUGCUGGCAAAGCGGCGGCAAUUGGUACAUGACAUUUUGUCUCCUCACGCUCGCCUGCUGCAGUUUUUCAGCAGCCACUUCAACGCCACCAGACUUGGCUGUCCUGAUAUCCAGAGAAUCUUUAUUCGCAUGCUUGACUUGACUUUGGACGCCGUUAAGGACUGCGCGUCUCACCCCCUGGCGAGAGAAUUACGUCUACAGAUUGUCCUCUUUGGCCUACACGUUUUACGAUGGAGCACUAUCAUUAACGCUACAGCCCAGUUUCGUCUCAAGGGCAAGAUUCUAUCAGCAGGCCUCUCCUGGUUCAGGAAUUCUCCCAGGUGGUCCUUUGGUAGCAAUCUCGUACAACUGAAGACUGAGUUUCGCCUCAUCUCGGACGUCCUCGCCGCCAUGAAAGUUGUUGCGCCCAUCGGUGCUAAUACGAGCGGCGUUAACUCGCUGCGUUCCAAUGAACAGCUUCUGCAACUGCUGUUGGAAAACGAGCAAUCGCGCCUGGCAGUAUGGACAAGCCCUGUGACCCAGCAUCACGCUCACCUGACGCUCCAUCACAACCCUUCGAAAGCAGCGACGGAGGCUGCUCUUCUGCCACUGAUUCCUACGGCCUGGUUCCAAGAUCCCGCUAUCGCCAUUGAACUAGCAACGAGGUUUCACUACCCUCGCUUGGCUCGCGAGAUUAGAUCACUGGUUCUUGCGAUGCCAGAAAAGGCCAUAUCUGAACCCGAAGCUAUUCCUCUCAUGCUCGGUGGACAUCUACCUGAAGAUGUCACUUCACAACUCAAGUAUCUCUUGUUCUGGGAGCCGAUCAAUCCUCUCACCGCUGUCACUCUCUUCUUGCCAGCAUAUAGAGAUCACCCUUUGCUCAUCCAGUACGCUAUGCGAGCUCUGGAGAGCCAUUCGGUGGAUAUUACCUUCUUUUACGUGCCUCAGAUUGUGCAGACACUGCGUUAUGACACACUCGGAUAUAUGGAACGAUAUAUCCUUGAGACUGCCCAAUUUUCCCAACACUUUGCUCACCAGAUUAUUUGGAAUAUGAAAGCCAACGCGUACAAAGAUAACGACGGCGAGAUCCCCGAUGCCAUCAAACCAACUCUUGACUCCAUCAUGACCAAGAUGGUGGACAGCUUCUCCCCCGAAGACAGAGACUUUUACCACCGAGAGUUUGCCUUCUUUGAUGAAGUCACUAGCAUUUCGGGUAAAUUGAAGCCAUACAUCAAACGGCCAAAGCCGGAGAAGAAGCAGAAGAUUGAGGAAGAACUUCGAAAGAUCAAGGUUGAUGUUGGCGUCUAUCUUCCCAUCGAUGCAGACGGCAUCGUCAUUGGCAUUGAUCGCAAAUCUGGAAAGCCUCUGCAGAGUCACGCCAAAGCUCCUUACAUGGCAACUUUCCGCAUCAAAAAGCACAAGGGCGGACUCGAGCAAGAGAAUCAACUGCUAGAGGGAAGUGGAGGGGGAGAAGGCAAGGAGCACGAGGACAACACAGUCGAGAUAUGGCAGUCCUGUAUCUUCAAGGUCGGAGACGAUUGCAGACAGGACGUGCUGGCGCUGCAGAUGAUUUCUGCCUUCCGAGGCAUCUUCCACAACGUCGGCCUUGAGGUUUUCGUGUUCCCGAACCACGUUACUGCGACGGCCCCAGGUUGUGGUGUCAUUGAGGUGUUGCCCAACUCAAUCUCGCGAGAUAUGCUUGGUCGUGAGGCCGUUAACGGACUUUACGACUACUUUGUCUCCAAAUACGGCAACGAGGACUCCCUCCGCUUCCAACAAGCCCGCGCCAACUUUGUCAAGUCCAUGGCCGCCUACUCUGUCAUUUCAUUCCUGCUCCAGUUCAAGGAUCGCCACAACGGCAACAUCAUGAUCGACGACGCCGGGCACAUCCUCCAUAUCGACUUUGGCUUCUGCUUCGACAUCGCCCCCGGCGGCAUAAAGUUCGAGCGCGCGCCCUUCAAGCUCACGAGCGAAAUGAUGGCCGUCAUGGGAGGCUCGUCGGACCACCAGAGCUUCAAGGCCUUUGAGCAGCUCUGCAUCAAGGCCUUCCUCGCCAGCCGCCAGUACUGCGAGAAGCUCAGCCAGAUCGUCCAGCUCAUGAUGGACAGCGGCCUGCCGUGCUUCAAGCCCGAGAGUGUGCAGAACUUUAGGGACCGCUUCGUCAUGGACAAGACGGAGCGGGAGGCGGCCGACUUCAUGAAGGACCUUAUUAAGAAGAGUUACUCGAGUUACAGCACUGGUAUUUACGACCAGUUCCAGCUGCUUACCAACGGUAUUCCCUACUGA